AUUCAACCUUUUUUGUAGCGAGGAUGGCGCGCCGCGAUCAGAUCAUUGCGCUGCUCGAGCCGUACCCGCGACUGAGCGACGUCGACCAGUCUUCGUUGCCGACGCUGAUCGAGCUCAUGAUUGAGAACGAGCGCAGGGAAGAGCACAUGAUCGAGACGCUGUCCUUCUUCAUGGCGCCCGAGCACGCCCGCCUCGCAACCCAAGCAGUGCUUCAUGCUGUUAACAGUACAAGUAGUACAGAAUUGCCCGUGACGGAUUUGUCAUCCGUCGCCGUUGUUCCACCAAAAUCGUCUAUAGUGGCACACAAGCAACCGAAUCGCGCGACACAGCGUGCUGCCAAGACCCUGGCGGCAGACAAAUCUCGAACCCCCGCUGGACGGCUCCAACAAGCUCUCGCUGGUUUUGCCCGGCAGGCCAAUGCAGCACACUCUGUUUCAGAAACCCACGGCGUUGGAGCCCCUUCUUCACAACCAGCAAGGCCAAUCAGUCUGAGGCUCAGUGGAACUCCAGCAAUUCCGCAGGCGAUGGCGUUUGCGUCUUCCGCUGCAGGCAGUGGCAUCACGGGCAAGUUCCACGCUCGCGAUCGCGCACUAAAUCAGCAGCAUCAACGGCAAGUUGCGGUGAACCAUGCAAUGCCUGCGGCGUGGGAAGCAUCUACAUCUUUGGCAAGCAUGGAUGAUCAAACCGCAACAGCCUUCGAUACACAAUCAUCGACUGUGCCUCCUGAGGGAAGCAGUGCGCACUCGUACAUCUUCUCCAAGCCGCUCUGUCAAUACUGGCCGCGAUGCAAGUGGGGUGAUGAAUGCAAGUUUCACCAUCCCUCCGAGUUAUGCAGAAAAUUCCCAGCUUGCCCGUUCGCCUCAUCGUGUUAUUUCAUCCAUCCUAGCGUACCUUGCAAGUACGGCAUGCAAUGUACUCGUUCUGGGUGUGCAUACAACCAUACCGCAUAACCAAUUCCAAAAGGACAAAUACAUUUAUUUGCACAAA
Molecule: messenger RNA, 987 nt
Organism: Capsaspora owczarzaki ATCC 30864
Lineage: Eukaryota; Filasterea; Ministeriida; Capsasporidae
Exons: 6
Coding region: 24-950 (308 amino acids)
Molecular function (GO): metal ion binding
Source: RefSeq, a predicted model, not a curated record